Molecule: messenger RNA, 6257 nt
Organism: Hydractinia symbiolongicarpus
Lineage: Eukaryota; Metazoa; Cnidaria; Hydrozoa; Anthoathecata; Hydractiniidae
Exons: 3
Coding region: 130-3669 (1179 amino acids)
Source: RefSeq, a predicted model, not a curated record
UGAUGACAACUUUAUUGAACUUUCGCUUUCAUUUCUCCGAAGCCCACCCCAGUGCAGGACAUAUUUAUGAAGCAGGAGGCGUGUUGUUGAUAAUCGCGACACCUCUUACGCAAAGUGACAGGCAAAAUAAUGCAGGCGAUGUAUGCUGUGGUGGCUUGUUUACUCCUGGCUGUGCAAAUAUGUUUUUGUACAAACCCGUGUCCUGAUGGAUAUUAUAUAAAUGUUACCAAAUCAAAUCCGUCAUGUGUUUCAAGUUCAGACAGGAACAUUACAUGCAAAAACUUAAGUGAAGCACUGCAAUUGAUAGCAAAUUUAAGUUUAAAGAAUCCAUGUAUCUUUUUACAGGAUGACCAAAUUUUAAAGCAUCACCACAUUUUGACAAAAGUUGGAAGCAUUCUUCUUGUUGGCUUAGAUCGAAAAAUCAAUGUAACAUGUGAUUUUAUGGGUAGUAAUAUUUCUUCAAAAGAUGUCGGCAUUUCCUGGAUAAACCUGGAUAAUGUUACACUGAAAAACAUAGCUUUCUUGGGGUGUGGAAUAAAGAAUAAUACCACUUAUCCACCAAAUAGAAACACUAUGCACUACAUGGCCACUGGCCUUUACUUGGAAAACAUCACUAAUGUCAUCUUUAAAAAAGUAACUUUGUUCCAGAAUUUAGGAUAUAGUACAAUAAUUAAUAAUGCUCUAGGUAGUAUUAGUUUCCAAACUGUCAUCAUCAAAGAAAAUAAAAUCCCCCACGGGGUUGACAACAAAACAAUAGGUGGUGGUGGUGUCUUUAUUAAAAUCGGUGUUACGUCAGAUAAGGAUCUUCAAUUCACUGACUGUUUAUUUCUCUCAAACCAUGGUGCAGACAUUCCUUACUACAAUGAAAGUGAACCUGUUCCAUUUGGCAAAGGUGGUGGCUUGACAAUAAUGCUAGGGAGCUCUUCUACAAAUGUUAUUUCCUUUAAAAACACAAUAUUUAAAAAUAACAGUGCUGUUUGUGGUGGUGGCUUAUAUUUAAAUCUAAAUAAUAAGGAAAGCAAAGUUUUAUUUGACUCUUGUCAAUUCAGUGAUAAUUUUGCAGUCAAUAUGGGUGGAGGAGUUUUGGUUCUUGCUCCUACUUUGGACCAACGAUCUGGAGUUUAUGUUAACUGCUGCAACUGUUUGUUUCAAAACAACACUGCAAAAAUAGGUGGUGGCUAUGCAUUCAAGGUGCAUUCGGGAAAAUCUGUACGAAAUAAAAAUGGUACUCUGUUUACGGAAUCGAAUUUCACUUUUAACUCUGCAGUUUUAGGUGCUGCAAUGUAUGUAUAUUUAACUCGUUUAAAACUUCAUAAUGUCCAAAUAAAUGAAAAUAAAAGAUAUAAUUCUGAAACAGUAUCUGAAGGCGCUGUAGUAAUGUACAAGUCAUAUUUAGUUUUAUCUGGACAAGAUAAUUUUGUGACAGGUAACAAAAAUACAGCUUUUAUAUUUGAUAGUACUUACUUUUAUGUGAAUGGGACAGUAAAAUUUUUUAAGAAUAAAGGGAAAAAUGGAGGUGCAAUAUCAAUGUAUGGUCACUCAAUUGUCCAGCUGCAGCCUCAUGCAAAUCUUGUAUUUAAAGAAAAUGUAGCUGAAAAGAAAGGAGGAGCUAUGUUUAUUGUUGUACCAGGACCUCCAUUACCAUUUUUAAAUACAAUUAAAUUGAAUCGCUAUGAUUGUUUUUUUAAUGGAUCAUAUGGAAAUGUUACUUUCCAGUCAAAUAAAGCAAACUCCAACGUUGGUAAUACCAUAUAUGCAUCAACAUUACAAAAUUGUCUCAGAGAUGAUUCCGGAUUCGUGGACGUCUUUACAAAUAAAGCAAAAUGGAAAAAUUUUCAUUUUGAAGACGUUAAUGACAUCUUCAAAAUGAAAAAGAACACCAUAGUUUCGACGGCACCCACUGCUAUAGUAUUAGAACCAAAGGAAUGGGAAAAUACCUCUCCUGGACUUUAUGAAAAACGGGCUAUAACCCUAAUGGAUGAAAGGGGAACAGAAGUCAGUGAUGCGGUGGAUAUAAAUAUUUAUCGUCACGGCAGUUUAAGAAGAAAUGUAGUUGAAAUUGCUGGUGGUUACAAAGAGUUUAUGGUUACUAACAACAAAAUAGAAUUAGCUCUUAUGGGAAAGAUAAAUGAGAAAUUUAACCUGACCAUUAUAAAUCCAGACAGUGGAGCAUUAUCGGUGACUUUAAUCAACUUAACAUUAGGAUCUUGUCCCUUUGGUUUUAAGUAUGACAAGACACAGAGAAUUUGUGAUUGCAAUCAAAAAAAGCCAUACCAUAAUGGAAUAGCUCAGUGCUUGGGUGGUAAAAUCUAUUUGUUUAAAAAUAGGUGGGCCAAACCGUUUCAAAGAAACAAAGAUAGCGAAACAUCUCAAGUGUGCCCUGAAAACUAUUGUGCGGAAUGUAAAAGUGAAAUUGCUAUUAUUGAAUGUUUAUAUCAGCCAAACAACCAGUGUGUGGAGCACAGAAAUCAAACUUCCUAUCUCUGCAGUAAAUGUUCAAGCCCGAAAUCUUCUGUUUUACUAAGCAAAGGAAUAUGUGAAAAUUGUUCUGGUACUUAUAACUGGAUUUUAAUGUCAUUUAUACAUUUUCUUGCAUGUUUUCUUGCAACCUUGGGGAUUGUUUACUUAAAUAGGAAAACAUACGCAAGUUAUUUAAUUCCAGUUAUAUAUUCUUAUCAAAUGAUGGAUCUUAUUUUACCAUCUGGUGUUAACACUGAUUUUUUUAUACUUUUCAUUGUUGUUAUAGUCAGUGGAUCUACUGAUCAUAGCAUGUAUGAGGUCUGUUUUUAUGAUGGCCUUAAUGAUUUAACCAAAUUUUGGGUGAGAUAUUGUUCACCAUUUUCAUGGAUGCUUUCCUGGAUGAUUUGGUUAGGCAUUUCAAACAUUGAGUGUGCCCGUCGCUAUAUAAAUCGUGACUCUUGUUUUAAAGCAAUUAACACAUUGCUGGUGAUAUGUUGCUGUGACUUCUUCAAAUUUUCCUUUUCGGUAAUGAAGUCAGUUGUUAUUGAUGAUGAGCUGCGUGUAUAUUUUUAUGCUGAAGCCAAGUAUGGAAGUGCAGAGCAUUUACCCUUGUUGAUAUGUGCUGCAAUAUCUUUAACUGCAAUUGCUGUUUGCCUUGUUAUCAUAUUGGUGUCAACAUGUAGACGCUCUAAGGAGACACACUUUGAUUCACUUCCUUGCUGCCUGUGGAUGAAACCAGUUUUGGACUCAUUUCGAUAUGGGUUUCGUAAUGACGCACAAUCAAUAUUUAAAGACAGAACUUGGUUUGCACCAUUUUAUAUAUUGUGUAGCUGCAUCCUGAUAUCUAUUAGCAUUUUGAAUGACCAUUUCGAUAAACACACAUGGCAAGGAAUAGUUUGCUUAAUAUUUAUGGCCCUAUUUAUUGCUGCAUGGCCAUAUCAGGAGGAUUACAUGAACUAUUUUGACGUUGUAAUGUUGACUAAUUUAGCAGUUUUAGCUGUUGUCGUUGAUGGUUCCAAGAUCACUGACUAUCAAUUGGCUGUAGACAUAAUUCUGUACAUUCCCUUGGUUGGCUUGUUAAUUAGACUGUUCUACCAUAUUGUCACUGUGCAUGGUCUUCUUCAAUAUUGCCCUCGAAUAUUCAGAGAUCCAAGAGGCCAUGCUGUUCCCAUACCUGAAGUGCUCAUAAACGAUGACAGGGAAAAUUAGAUGUCCGCUGUCAAAUUUUAAAGAAGAUAAAUUUGACAAAGACUGGGAAAUCUCUGAUCAGGUUUUUAUUUAACAUAUAGUUGUAAAUUUGAGCUUGGUUUGGCAUAAAAUUCCAUGCAAUUUUUUUUAUUGUAAUUUUUUACACUUUUUAAAAUGUCUUGAGCAGAUUUUUUUUAUAUAAAAUUCAACUUUAAUAAUUUUAUAAUAUUUUAAUUUGCUUUUAUGAUCUUAAGUUCUGAAGAAAACAUCAAUUGUAUGCAGGUUCUGUACAUUUUUUGCUUUUUUUGAUGUGAUUUUGCUCUUUUUUAUGUAAUUUUGUAAUUGUUAAAGUUGGAGCAGGUUGUCUGCCAGACCUUAGAAACCGUAAAAUCAAUUUAGGUAACCUUGAAUACUUUGAAAACCAAUCAUUCCUUGAAGAAAAUCAAUGAAAUGUAAAUAUAUAUUUAAAAAGUCAUUUUUGUCGAAUUAUAAAACUUUGUCUAGUAGUAAGAUGCUGCGUUUAAGCUUUUUGAAAUAGUUGACUUUCAAAUUUAAAAUGUUCAGCACUUGUUGUUUUGUGGGACAAUUUUUACAUUGUCUGUGUUCUUUAAAGCCUUAAAAUGUCGCAAAAGUUAUAAUAAAAAACACCUGAUAUUGGUGAAAAAACCUUUAAAUUGUUAACAAAAAUUGGCAGACACUUGUAGAAGAUUAGUAACUACAGGGUCACUAUUUGUAAUAUCUUUUUGGGGACUAAUUUUUGCUCACACAAAAGUUCAAUAGUGCGUGAUAUUUACUACAGAGAUUAUAUGCAAAACCUUUUGUGUCAAAUUUAAGUAUGCACGAAAAUAUACUUUUUUUCAAAAACAAAAGGAACGCUGGAAAUUUACCUUUUUCUCCUUGUUAUUUGUAGGGAAGUAGGAUCUAUUGGUAGAUGUGGGCAAAUAGGUAUUUCUUCUCCUAACUUUCCAAAUAUGUUUUUAAGGUAUAUAUGUAGGUAUAUAUACUUUUUGUCAUAAGAUUAUCCUUAUAGAAAAAUUUUCAUAAUUUUUUUUCUUUUAAAAGAUUUAAUCUGUUGACUUUUUAUGUGGCAGUAAUUUUGCAUACAUUCGUUUUUUGUCUCUUUUUUCCAUUAGAAUCUGAAUUGAAACAGUUUUUUUCAAACUUACCCCCAACAAAGUUUUUUUUUAAUGUCACCGCCAUUUUCUAGUGUAGGCUUCAAAAGCUACAGUCAAAAUUUUGUUACACUUUUUUAAGAAAAAUAAGUGGAUUUUUACUAAAUUUUGUUUGCAAUUUUAAAAAUUUAACCAAGCUGUAUUUUAGUAUUAUAGAAACGUAUAAAUCUUUGUUAACCAGAGUUAGAUGAUGCACAGGUUGUAUUGAAAUUUUUUUUUGUUAUUCUUAUGAAUUCUUAAUUCUAGCCUAGAAUUGCAGUUUUUUAUCAAAUGCAUAAACAAUACUUAGUCUUGGUGGAAAAAUUAUUGUUUUUUAUAUUUUAAACUUAUAUAAAAGUAUAUCUGUAAUAGCACUUUAUCAAUUUACGGUGGAAAUCUCUGUUGAAUUAAUUAAUUAAUUAAUUAAUUAAUUAAUUAAUUAAUUAAUUAAUUAAUUAAUUAAUUAAUCAAUUAAUUAAUUAAUUAAUUAAUCAAUUAAUCAAUUAAUCAAUUAAUCAAUUAAUUAAUUAAUUGAUAAUUUUUAAUAAUAUACUGGCAAUUCUAGCCUAGAAUUGCAGUUUUUUUUAUAUAAUGCAUGAAAAUUCUUAAUCUUGGUGGAAAAAAAACUUUUUAAUUAAUUAAUUAAUUUAAUUUUUAAUAAUAUACUGGCAAUCCCUCCUAAGAAUACCCAUAAAAACAACGCUACCCGAUCUUUGCCUGCUUUACAUCAACAUUGAGGUAGAGUACGGGAGCCAUCAUAAAACUGAAACACAAUGUAUUAUUGCAGUCUGAAUAAUCUUUAUGAGGGAUGGUAGAUGAGAGGUGAUAGGUACAAAAAAGUAAAAACAAAUAUAUAAGUACACUUAAAUUGUUUUCAUAAGUUACUUUAAAGUCCAGAGUAGCUACGUCGUCUAAGAUCCUGUAAAGUCCUUUAUUUUGAAAAAGCUCUUUUAGUGUCAUUGGGAAUCAAAAUUAGGCAAAAUGUUCCAAAAAUCUUUUAAAAAACUCUUGGCUUCAAGUACAAAUUUUGUUGAAUCCCCCUGCCAUAGUUGUGACCUUAAACAGAUCUUACAUAUGCUCCUGCUUAUUAUAAACUUAACCAGUUAUCAUCUUUUUAUCAACAAAAGUUUCCGAAUUUUUGACAAAAUUCCUCUAAAACGAUGGGGAAAAUUCUUUUAUUAUCCUCAAAAAUCUUUGAAUUUUAAAGAGAAAGCUUUGUGGCCACCCUGUCCUUUAUUGGCGUAAAAUCAUCUGCAUGUUGAUUCUUUAGGCUAUGAGUUUUUUUUUUUCUAGAUAUUUAAUGUUUUAUUAUCAACUUUAAAGGUAAAAUCAAUAUUUUUGUAUUGGGAUAAUUUCGGUAUCAAAUUUGAUAUAAGAAUUUUACUUCUUAUAAAUGUAAAAGUGUUUUUAGAAGUUUAAGUAAAUAUUUUUUAAAUGGCAACAGACAAUUGAUAUAGA